Cuscuta campestris is the source of this 1720-nucleotide messenger RNA. NCBI's taxonomy places the organism in Eukaryota, Viridiplantae, Streptophyta, Magnoliopsida, Solanales, Convolvulaceae. The record is from the annotation of a GenBank genome assembly.
CAGCAAAAAAGUGAGCAAAGCUCAUAUCGGGGACGCCCGAUUCAUUUAAGCCCUCAAUCUGAGGCACUUUGAUCGAAGAUGGUCUCCGCGAGACAUGAAGAUAUUUACAUCAGUCAGCCGGGCUAACACUGAUCUUCAACAAAGCUACCGCGUCGGAUUCAAUUCUUAUUAACUAAGGAUAAAACUUCUGAUUCAAGAAAUUAGAGAAUUAAUGAAGACUCGGAGGACUAGCAAUAAUAUCUACCGGUCAAGAAUUCAAAGUACGAAGACUGAAGAUCACACUCGGAGGACUUGUUUACUUUUUUAAGUUGAUGAUUCUCACAACUCAAAAAAGUGGAGGACUUCUUCAUGGGAAAUAAUACGUGGCUCGGCCCACAUUUCCCAAUUAUUUACAAAGAAUAAUUAAACCGAUCUUGUUUAAUAAAAUAGAGAAAUAAGAGAAUAUUCCUCCGUAGAUGCUCUCACCCUCUCUUAUAAAAGGAAGGCUAAAGAGGAAUGUCAAUAUUAAGAAGCUGCAGAAGAGGUCUUCUCCUCCCAAGAAAAGCAAAGUGGUGGCUAAGGUGGCUAAAAGUGGAGUUGUUAAGAGGGAGUAUACGUGCGUUGACAAUAACUCGCCGGCAAUGAGGAGAGCACGAGAACUUCAAGCAAACCUUGCACCUGAAUUUCCUAGUCUGGUGAAGUUCAUGCUGCACUCUCACGUUACCGGUGGGUUUUGGCUGGGGCUUCCAAGACCCUUUUGUACCUCCCAUUUGCCAAAGCAUGAUGGUGGUGUUGUUUUGGUGGAUGGAGAUGACAAAGAAUGGGAGACGAAGUACCUGGUCGAAAAGAACGGUCUGAGUGCAGGAUGGAGGGGGUUCUCCAUAGCCCACAACUUGAUUGCCGGGGACGCCUUAGUUUUUCAGCUCUUAGAGCCUUGCAAGUUCAAGGUGUACAUUGUGAGGGAAAAUGCCUCAGCUGAUAUUGAUUUCGCCGCCAUCAGUCUUUUGAAUUUAAGUCAUCAACCACUCUCUAUCGAAACCCAGGCAUGUCUGGAACAAAGAGGAGAAGGGGGAGAGGGGAUUGAAGACAGAGUGGUGUCAAUCUCAGAGCAUGGCCCUCCGGCGUCCCACUUAUCUGCCAACAGCUGUGACGAUGACGACAUUGGUGGUCUCAGAUUAGCCGACUCUGCUCUGGACUUCUCCCAAGUGAAAGAUUUUGAGAGCUUCCACGUAUUCGCCAAUGGCUUGAUCAUAGACUCCGAGAUCCCCAGAGACCUUAGGGCCAAGUACUAUCAGCUCUGCGCCGCGCACAAGUCCUACCUCCACCAAAACCUCAUAGAAGGGCUGAACUACAAGCUCAUCGCGGGCAUCAUCUCAGAAACCGUGAACAUUGCAGAUGCCAUUAGUACAUCUUCUCCCAAGCUAACAUCAGAAAGAACAAUGGAAGCUUGGGACACGACUCUGAGGGGGUUCGAGUGUCUGGGCAUGAGAGUUGAGUUUUUGCGCGACAGGCUAAGAAAGCUCAUCAACCUGCUGUCUGCUUCGUCUGGGGCUGCCGCAUCCAAGAGAAGAGAACAGCGUGCUGCUGCGAAAGCGGAGCUGAAGGAUCUCAGAAAAAGGAUAUCGGGUUUGGACGAAGAGACUGAACUCUAUGGUGAUAAUGGUAGAGUGGAGAUGAUGUUCAAAUAUGUGGCAACUGCUCCAUGGUGAUGUGUUUCUUGGUAUAAACUCUGUAUUUUUUG